This is a messenger RNA of Yarrowia lipolytica CLIB122, 2220 nucleotides long. RefSeq lists its product as uncharacterized. NCBI's taxonomy places the organism in Eukaryota, Fungi, Ascomycota, Dipodascomycetes, Dipodascales. Gene Ontology annotation, biological process: positive regulation of mitotic metaphase/anaphase transition; cell division; anaphase-promoting complex-dependent catabolic process. Gene Ontology annotation, cellular component: cytoplasm; anaphase-promoting complex. Gene Ontology annotation, molecular function: protein binding. The record is from RefSeq and is a predicted model, not a curated record.
AUGUUUCCAUUUUUCUCAUGUGAUUCAUGUUUGAUUGCUCUGACACCCUUCAUUGUGUGGUACUCAGUAUUUGUUUACAAGAAGCUUAAUAGUCGUCUGUAUGCAUACCUCAGAGUAUACUGGAUAGGUAAAUCGACACAAUCACGAACACGAAUCAUUAGCCAGCUACUGAUUGCUAAAAUGGACAAGACGAAUGACAUGAUACGAACGCCGGUCAUCGGUAACGACACUAAGGACCAUCAGCACGUCCAUCUUCUCAACACCAAGCCUCCGUUGUUGGCAGGGUUUCGAAAGAAGCUGAGUCAGAGCCCUCGAUCCUCCACGUUGGCGAUUUCUCCAGCAGUACACCAAUACAACUCGCAUGGCUUUGAUACCGACACUAGCUUUGAAUCACCUGUUGGUGGCGCUCCAGGAGGUGGAGAUUCGCUGUUCAUGUCGCCAGAUCGAGACUCCUCAUCUAAGAGUGGGUCGGCUUCCAAGGAGUCUGGAAAACAGAACAUCUCACAGGCUGAGCGUCUGAGACUGUGGAGACAUGACGCCUAUCUUCAGCAUCAUUACAAGACUGCAGAGUUCAUCGGAGACAAGGUGCUGAGUCUUACUAAGGACCCCAAUGAUGCGUUCUGGCUUGCUCAAGUACAUUACUCAACAGGUCAAUAUGCUAGAGCACGCCAACUCCUAUCGGAAGACCGGCUGUCAGAAAGUGUGUCAUGCCGCUACUUGGCGGCUCUGUGUCUAACCAAGAUGGAGAGAUGGGAGGAGGCCCUGCAAUUGGUGGGUGACUCUAACCCGUUCACUUCUAGUGUGUUUCACAGCGUGAAGAGCCAGGACCACGGGAUUAAGUUGGAGGCUUCUAUGUGCUACUUGCGUGGCCAAAUUUACUCUAACCAAAAUUGUUUCGACAAGGCUCGAGACUGCUACAGAGAGGCUGUGUUGGUGGACCCCAAGUGCUUCGAGGCGUUUGAUGAACUCGUCUCCAACCAUCUCCUGUCACCUGAGGAGGAGUGGGAUCUGUUGACCAGUCUGCAAUUCAACGAGCUCGACGACAAUGCUGACUUCGUCAAGUCCCUCUACACCAUCAGAAUCAGCAAAUACCUGCAUUCCGACAAGAUCACCGAUGCCGAGGCCCUGCUGGCAGAGGACUACUCAUUGGACGCCAACGGCGAUAUUCUACAAAGCCGGGCUGAUCUACUCUUUCUUCAAUGCGCCUUUUCCGAAUGCAUGGCUGUCUGCGAGAAGAUCAUGGCUCUGGACGCCUACAAGCUGGCAGCCCUGCCCAACUACGUCGCGUGUUUGCAUGAACUGGGCGGGAAAAACAAACUGUUCUUAGUGGCGCACCAAAUGGCCGAUCAGCAUCCCGAUGAGCCGGUUACCUGGCUCUCGGUCGCCAUGUAUUAUCUCUCUACUAACCGCAUUUCUCUAGCUAGAAGAUAUUUUUCCAAGGCGUCCAUGAUGUCCCCCAACUUUGUGCAGGCUUGGAUUGGCUUCGCACACACAUUUGCCAUCGAGGGCGAGCACGAACAAGCCAUCAGUGCUUACUCCACCGCAGCAAGACUGUUCCUGGGUUCCCAUUUACCCUCUCUCUACUUAGGCAUGCAGCAUCUUCAUCUGAACAACUUUAAUUUGGCUGAGGAGUACCUGGAAUCGUCGUUCAACAUUUGCAAAUCGGAUCCUCUGCUGCUCAACGAGAUUGGAGUAACACAUUACCACAAGUCCAACUUCUCGCGUGCGGAGGCAUUCUUCCUGGACGCGCUCCGGGCCUCGGAAGUGAUCAAAAGCGAACCUCAGGCUUGGCUCUCCAUUCAUGCCAAUCUGGGCCACGUGUAUAGACGUACUCGUCAGUUUGCCAAGAGUUUGGAGCAUUUCGAGGACGUGCUGUGCUCAAAUCCUACAGAUCAUAAUGUCCAGUCUGCAGUAGGAUUGGUGCAUCUUCAAAUGGGCAAUAUCUCCGAGGCAAUCAACUACUUCCACAAGGCGCUCUCUAUUGUUCCUGCUGAUCCUGUGGCCACCGAUCUUCUUGGACGAGCAAUGGAAGAGAACGUCAAGAGAGGUAUUGGUGUGCUUGCCCCCUCGUCUCCCGAUGUUAGCCGAAUCAAUACUAGCAAUAUUAUCAUUCCCGGAGGUACCCCCAAGCCUCUCGUUUUUCCAGAUCCAGAUGCUCCUUCUUCCCCAUCCAUGUUCUACAAUGAUGAUUCCCACGCAAGCAUGGACAUAUCAGAAUGA